UUAAUAAAACUUUUUGUCUGUGCUUAGUUAAUGUGUAAUUUGCACUCUAAUUUAUUUUGUUUUUAUUUUUCCAUCACAGGUGACAAAAAGGGCGCGAAGGGGCCCGAGGUGAAAGGAUCUGACGCAGCCGGAGAUGCAAAAGGAAAGGGGUGUGGAAAGGCGGGAGAACAGGGAAAAGACCAUGGAAAAGAUCAUGGAAAAGAUCAUGGAAAAGGUGCACCGGCUAAACCAGAAGAAAAGAAAGGAGGUCAUGGUCAUGGUCCCGCUAAAUGAUGAAGAACUCCUUGAAUCAACAUUCUGUAAUAAUGAUUGUAAAGAAUUAAAUACAUAAUCUUUAAUAAACUAAUCCAGAAAAAGGCAA
Messenger RNA from Etheostoma spectabile (orangethroat darter), 361 nucleotides. RefSeq names its product protein qua-1. The coding region runs from base 31 to 273 and encodes 80 amino acids. NCBI's taxonomy places the organism in Eukaryota, Metazoa, Chordata, Actinopteri, Perciformes, Percidae. The record is from RefSeq and is a predicted model, not a curated record. The transcript has 5 exons.